Messenger RNA from Echinococcus granulosus, 1023 nucleotides. RefSeq lists its product as hypothetical. Lineage: Eukaryota; Metazoa; Platyhelminthes; Cestoda; Cyclophyllidea; Taeniidae. The coding region runs from base 1 to 1023 and encodes 340 amino acids. The record is from RefSeq and is a predicted model, not a curated record. The transcript has 5 exons.
AUGCGGCAGGCUGAGACGCGCAGUAGUGUGCCCGCAACUGCACGCCCUGGUUGCGCACCGCAGGUCCGAGGCUUUUCGUGUGCAGCCCCGUGCAUUCGUCGGACAGGCACACUACCACACAAGUGCGCAAGCAUUGCGUCAGAGCAGGGAUCAGAGAUGUCCGAACAGCACAACGAGAGUCGACGCUUGGUCGAGUGGACCACACUCUACGCGCUCCUCCUCCUCCUCCUCCUCCUCUCGGUUGCUGUCACACCAGCUCACUCUGCCAAGGGUUAUCUUACUCUGGGCCGGCGGGGUAUUCGUUUCCCGUGCGCUUGGCUAGAGCGAGAUGGUUUUUUUGAUCCACGAAACAAUUUCGUCUCCAAAACGCCCUUCGUACAAAGCCGUUCCAAAUGUCAGGGUAAAGGCCACUGUGUCAUGAAUUGGCUUCCUGCCAAUUCAGCUCACGCCCUCACAUUCAAGCUCAUCGGCACCGACGAUAUGCACGACUACCAAUUUCAAGCUCACUUUUGCGAGCCUGUGUACGAAGCUCAGCACCUGCACUGCACCAAACAGGAUGGAGAAGUGGCCUUCACGAUGCGUCAAAUAGGUACGUGGUUGACACUCUCGAGCGUCUUCUGUCGGUGCACCCGGCCUGCUGAGGUUACUUCUAUCAGCUAUGCACAUGGCAUCAACCCCACCGACAUUGCAUUCCGAGGCGUCUUUUAUGAAAUGGCUUGUGCUUCCAUGCGCGAGUGCAGGGUCGAUGAGAGCUGCUUCAUAGAGACACCGAACAGUGACGGUCUUCUUUAUGGUGGCAAGGCUGGGCUGGUAACCAGCGGUGCCACGACCAGUUUAUCACGAACACCUCCGCUGAUCCUCGGCGUGGGUGACUCAUUCGCCUGGACGCCUUGGUCAAUUGUGUGCGAGCCCAUAAGCCCAUUCCGCCGCACUCCGUCACGCAACACUGGACUGGCAUUUGCCUACCGGUGGUGCACUUUUAACCACCAACCCUCACCUCUUACCUCCGAAAGAGGGGGUUGA